AUGGUUAUAACCCGAUAUGACAAAGAUGCCUCAGUGCUAUCAUCCGAUCAAUCCUUGGUCGCUUUUUGGGUGCAAGUAUAUGACAUUCCCAUCCGUUUCAGGAAUAAAGUAGUGGCAGAACAAAUUUGUGAAGCUAUCGGUACCAUCCUCCACCCGGAAGAUGCACCAGACUGUGAUGGAGGUAGUUUCAUCAGAGUAAGAGUCCGGGUCGAUAUCGCUCAACCUCUAUGCCGGGGAAGACUUAUUACCUUAGAGGAUGGUAAAUCACAAUGGGUGUCGUUUAAAUACGAAAGACUGGCCAAUCUCUGUUACUGGUGUGGCUGCCUUUCGCACGUCGACAGAGACUGCGAGGUUUGGAUGGACAGCGAAGGUACUCUUAAAACAGAGGACCAACAAUUCGGUCCAUGGCUUCGUGCCCCUCCCUUUCUUGUCUCCAGGAAAAAGGUGGUUUCGGUUCCUGGCUUCUUUACGAAGAAGUCCAACGACAAAGCCAAUCAGCACCAGUCCUCCCCCCUUCCCCAACCUCCAUUGACGUCCACACCAAAACCACCCUCCCAUGUCGCUAAACCAACUGUGUCUCUCAAGGUGUGCUCCGAUACUCUAGACACAAUAUCACCUGAGGGAACGGAAAGCACAUCGGAGGAUCACCCACAAAAUCCUCCAUUCCAGCCGGAUUUCGAGGACCUAAUCCGAGACAUCGACAAGGACCUCAGUCGAUUUGACAGUGAGGCAUCAGAAUUUCAAAAUUCAAUUGCUGAUCAUCCCGCCCCUAAUCUGGACUCCACUUAUCUUCCAGACCAACACUCCGGCCCAUUAAAUAAAAGGUUAGUCACUCAGCCCAAUAAGCCCAUCCCUUUUAAUGAUUUAACUAACGUGGAUCUUGGCCUAAUUCAGAAACAAGCCCAAGCAGGUGGAAAGUGGAUCCGUGUAUUAAGACCAACACAGUUUGGUGAUAGUCAUCCUCUGGACACUUCCUUAGGCAAACGAAAUUCCUCUGAUUCACAAUUCCUCCCUCUCCCCUCCAAACGCAGAGCGCUAGACGGUGCAAAGCAAAAUGAAACUCCUCUCCCAACGGCGGCGGCUGAACCUCAGCCCCGCCAAGCUCAAUGA
This is a messenger RNA of Quercus robur (English oak), 1110 nucleotides long. RefSeq lists its product as uncharacterized. The transcript has a single exon. The coding region runs from base 1 to 1110 and encodes 369 amino acids. NCBI's taxonomy places the organism in Eukaryota, Viridiplantae, Streptophyta, Magnoliopsida, Fagales, Fagaceae. The record is from RefSeq and is a predicted model, not a curated record.